CGUGGCGGUCUUUCCUGCCCUGCCGUAUCCACAAGUCAGUUUGACUGUGUAUUUCAGGCGAGGAAAGCGCUUGGGAGGUUACGAGAGGCGUGUUUGCUGUGUGGAGCACCUUAGAAGGUUACGAGAAGCGGCUGGAGGACUCUAACGUUGGGCGGACGGACCACGUGGCAUCCAGGCGGGCUUCUGGCGCGCCCAUCCACGUAGUUAAGUACAGUUCUUGCCUAGGAUAAUUUAAUCCAGUUAUCUAUGUGGCUGUAUGCCUGGAAUUAAUUAAUAUUCAUUAUUUCCAGCGAGUUUUCCUUGUUGAGUUAAAUAAACUUAAGAGCAGGUUCAUCUGGUCUUUGCUUAUCCUAUGAGGGUGUGAUUGGUCAAAAAUAAGUGACUAGAAGGGGGCUGUGAGUCUGAGAACUCAAUUCUCAGAUAAUUUAUUAUAUAUUUAUAUUGCUGUGUACAUCGAGAUCUUCAGAAGUCCAGACCUUUUUCAAGAACCCCACAUAGCAGUAGUAAUAGUAGUAGUAGCAGAAGCAGCAGUCGGAGCAGCACCAGCAAUAUUAUUAUCAUUAGCAUCGGCAGCAGCAUUACCCUUGCACGGCUGGUAAUGUCGUUUCAGAACCUGUCCGUCCUGCUGCUGGUGACGCUGGAGGUGGCGGGCGUGGCCUGGGUGUACGGGCUGCGCCGCCUCGCUGCCGAUAUACACUUCAUGCUGGGCCGCUCCACGGGGGUGCUGUGGAAGGCGAGCUGGCUGCUGGUCAACCCGCUGUUCCUCGCCGGCGUCCUCGUGUACAGCCAGACGCAGGCCACCGUGCUCUCCUACGGCGACUACGUCUUCGGCACCAAGGAAACGGCGGUGGGCGUGGUGUUGUCCCUGGUGCCGGUGCUGCUGGUGCCCGUGCUGUUCCUGGUGGAGGUGGUCCGCAGGUACAAGGCGUCGGGGCAGCUGAUGCACACCCUCACCAACGCCUUCGCCGCCUCCCACAAGUGGGGGCCGAGGGACGCGAAGCUCAGGCAGGAAUACGACAUCUACCUGGAAGACCAACUGGGGGUGAAGCGCUGACCGUAACCCUGGAGACCAUCAGCUGCAGGUCGGCCGCCAAACAUAUGUAUAGAUCUUGUAUAGUCUGACACGGGUCGUAUUCUUUAGCAUUUCGAGUCCCAGGCACACUCAUUAGUCACGGUUUUCAUAGGCGUUGUGUGCAUUGCAUGGGGUAGUUUUAUGGCCCUGGUGGUAGUCUGACUCUUCCUCUGUACCGUGAACCUAAAAUACAACUCAUAAGAACCCGACUGAUU
Molecule: messenger RNA, 1287 nt
Organism: Eriocheir sinensis (Chinese mitten crab)
Lineage: Eukaryota; Metazoa; Arthropoda; Malacostraca; Decapoda; Varunidae
Product: sodium-dependent nutrient amino acid transporter 1-like
Exons: 2
Coding region: 599-1054 (151 amino acids)
Biological process (GO): sodium ion transmembrane transport
Cellular component (GO): membrane
Molecular function (GO): L-amino acid transmembrane transporter activity
Source: RefSeq, a predicted model, not a curated record